CAGAAGAGUACACAGAAGUGUUGAGGACAUCUACACAUAUUCCUUCAGAAUUACAAGCAUCACUGGAAGAUGUGAGGGCAGAUUUGGGGGAUGAGGGACAUACAAGGCUAGUAUCAACAACAACCAACAUUGAGCAAGAAACCUCAACAUCUGUUGAGAAUGAAAGAAAGCCUGAAAGCUUUAGAUCAACAGAAGUGUCCCAGACAAUCAGUACCAACCAUAAUCUGCAACUACCCGAAUUAUUACAAAAGCUAAGGAUGCUCUGGAAUGAAGAGAAACACACCACUGAAAUAUCAGCAGAAGAAACUGCCAGUAAAAUGCUAGAAGACAUUCCAUCAAUCAAAGAACUGCAAAUGCUUUUGGAGGAACAUUAUUCAUUGCCAGAGCAAGAAACCUCAAAAUCUGUUGAGAAUGAAAGAAAGCCUGAAAGCUUUAGAUCAACAGAAGUGUCCCAGACAAUCAGUACCAACCAUAAUCUGCAACUGCCUGAAUUAUUACAAGAGCUAGGGAUACUCUGGAAUGAAGAGAAACGCACCACUGAAAUAUCAGCACAAGAAACUGCCAGUAAAAUGCUAGAAGACAUUCCAUCAAUCAAAGAACUGAAAAUGCUUUUGGAGGAAAAUUAUUCAUUGCCAGAGCAAGAAACCUCAACAUCUGUUGAGAAUGAAAGAAAGCCUGAAAGCUUUGGGUCAACAGAAGUUUCCAGGUCAAUCAGUACCAACCAUACUCCGCAACUACCUGAAUUAUUACAAGAGCUGAGGAUGCUCUGGAAUGAAGAGAGACACACCACUGAAAUAUCAGCACAAGAAACUGCCAGUAAAAUGCUAGAAGACAUUCCAUCAAUCAAAGAACUGCAAAUGCUUUUGGAGGAAAAUUAUUCAUUGCCAGUGCAAGAAACGUCGAUUCCUGCAAAUGAUGAUGGGAUUUCUGAGGUUCCUGCAGCAACACAAAAGUUCAGCACAAUGCAGUUCGUGUCACGACGAGAAAGUUCAAAUAAGGAGACGUCAGGGUAUUCCAUAGAAAAGGAAGGGGUCACUCCGUUCAAUCGUUUCGUUGCAGCUCCAGUUACCCAGGUGCCAUCCGAAGCAUACACUAUCCCCCAGGAGCCAAUCCUGAAUUUUUCAUCCUCAGAGGCAAACGACUUGACAUCGGAGACGCCAACCGAGCAGAGGAACAGAACCUCCAGUCAAGAAACUGAUGCCAUCACAGUGUUAACUGAGAGAGCAACCUUGGCAUUCCAUUCCGGAGGGAGCACUGCCUGGGGAAUCGAGACCGCGGCAAACGUGGCUCCCCGGGUCAAUUUUCUUGAUCAGACUGAGGAGGUGAAGAUGAACCAACAAGAGCCCACCACACUUUCGGCAAUCGAAAACAUGGAAAAAAUCCAUGAUACCCUGGAUGAAAUCUUGGAACUUUUGGGAGAUUAUGAUUAUUAG
Messenger RNA from Notodromas monacha, 1433 nucleotides. The record is from the annotation of a GenBank genome assembly. NCBI's taxonomy places the organism in Eukaryota, Metazoa, Arthropoda, Ostracoda, Podocopida, Cyprididae.